AUGAUCAUCGUGGUGGUCCUCGAGUCACAAAGAAUUCGCAGUGAGGACCUUCCAUCGCGGGACCAGCUGCGUGCACUGCGGCAGGAUGCAAGUCUGUUCGGUAUCAAUGUGUAUGGGAGUGCGCCGGUGGCAAAAGCGCUACUCGAGAUUGUCGACUACAAUUUGGAAGCGUACGAUGUGAUGCGAAGCGCCUAUUACCUGUAUAGCCCGUACCGACUUCCGUCCUGGAUACAGCUGAAGUAUUUUCUUAAAGCGGCUGCGCUUGCGGAGACGGGCCGUGGUUCA
Molecule: messenger RNA, 285 nt
Organism: Mesorhabditis spiculigera
Lineage: Eukaryota; Metazoa; Nematoda; Chromadorea; Rhabditida; Rhabditidae
Source: the annotation of a GenBank genome assembly